Linum tenue is the source of this 5002-nucleotide messenger RNA. The record is from the annotation of a GenBank genome assembly. NCBI's taxonomy places the organism in Eukaryota, Viridiplantae, Streptophyta, Magnoliopsida, Malpighiales, Linaceae.
UCUUCUUCUUCUUCUUCUUCUUCUUCUUCUUCUUCUUCUUCUCUUCACCUGCCACGCCGGCAGGCUCCUCCUUCACUCACCGCCUCGCCAAACCUGGGUAAUUCUCCGAUUCCUGCUCUGUGUCUAGUAGCUCUUCGGGAUUGCAGCUCGAAGCCGUGUCUUCCCUUAAAUGGUUUCGCUCGAAACAUACACCAGAUUUACCUUCUCGGGCUUCGUGUUAGAAAAGCAGUCGCCUGCUUUUGAAGUUGGGUUGUUCGAAUUCGUAAAUCUAUUGGUGUGAAGUUUUGGUCAAAAAGCGUCUGCUUUGCUUGAGGACUUGGUGGGUUAUAUUCUUUCCACUACUGUCUUUGUUUAAAGGGAUGCCGAUGGACCAUAGUUUCUCUGAAGUCCACAUGGGAUUUAGUCUGCCCUGUUUCCAGAUUCAAAAUUUGUUGCAAUUUCAAAACCCUAGCCUUUGUUCUAUCUAGUGUGUGUAUAUAGUUGGUGGCGGCGGCGUUAUUGUUGCUGUAGACCUGUAGACAUUCCUAUAUUUCUUUCUUUUUCUCAAGACCUCAAGUUCGGGCUUUGCUGAAAGCUGCGUAGUUACUUGUUUGGAUAAUUGGACUCUGUAACAAGGAAAUGAUUGGAAAACUUGGCCCCAAUUUUUAGGUUUUCAAAGCUCCAUACUUGCCGUUUCAAGUAUUUGUCGUUGUUGUUGUGGAAGCGAUAUAUGUUCUCUCUUCUCCGGGAGGAAGAGAGUCAUUUGAAGUCGAAGAGGCAGAGAUCAAGUGAUGAUAUUGAUUUCUACGGUGAAAAGAGCCCCCUCAAAGAUUCGAGCAUGAGUCAAUCCUCUUCGCGAAGCGAUUACUACAAACCCGAUGGUGCAAGGAAGCGGUUGGUGCCAGCUUCAUCUCCCUCCAGCAGUUGUGAUCGGGAUAAAUCUGUUGAUGCUGAUGGUCGAGACAGCUUGAGGUUGGUGCGCAAGCGUACAGAUUAUGAUUUUGAUAGCUUCGAUAGGAGGAAAGGAUUGGGCUCUGGGUUUGAUAGGUAUGCUGGUAGAGAAGGUUACAACAGUGGAGGAGGUGGUAGCAGUAGUGGUGGAGUUAGUGCUGAUCGAGUCAUUCAUCGAUCUGAGAGUUUCUCAGGGUCGCGGAGGGAGUUCCCUAAAGGAUAUAGGUCGGAGAGGGACCGCUCCAGAAGAGCAGGGAGUGUGUCUUCAUGGAGGAGAUUAGGCAGUGGGAUCAAGGAUUUUGAGGAGGGGAAAGGGAGCAGAACCGGGAAUGAGGAGAGAAUGGCUGCUGCAGCUAGGUUUUCUCCUAAAGGGCUGAGGGAGGUCAAGUCGCCAACUUGGUCCCGGGAUUCAGGUAACAAUCAGUCAAAGAUAUUCAGGGGCAGGGAUAGGGAUGAAGGAAAGGGCAGGUCUUCAACUUCAAAGUCGAGGUCUUCACCUACAUGGUCAAAAGAGUCGGGCAGUGAACAAUCAAAACUUGUGGAGGUGGGGAAGAGGAGUGUUGAAGGUGAGGCAAUACGUCUUGAAGUUAGGACACAGACUGUUGAAAUGGAAGUAAAGAGUAUCCAGAGUCUCAGCAGCAGUGAGAUGGAGGAAGGUGAGCUUGAGCAAGAGCCUGACCAGAAUCAGGAGGUUGUACAUGAAGAUGAGAAUGGUGUUGAAAAGCUUGGAGUAAAAGAGGCUAAGUCUGGCGUGGAGGUUGACACUGGAGUGAAUGAACGAGAGGAUGAAAUGGCCAACACUGAUAAGCCACAUAAAGCUAUCAUGUCUGAGACGAAUGAGGUGGAUAAGUCAGGUAUUGAGAUGUCAAAUUGCGAAAGCAAUGUGAAGAAGGAAAUCAGCCUGUAUGUUAAUGCGCUCAACGAUAGGGUUUCUGUUGGAACUGAGGAGGUCAAGAAUUUGGAGGAGCAGAGUGAAUGCAAGGAGGGGAAUCGUCAAGCUAAGUCCAUGAAGAAAGCUGAUGACUUGGAUGGAAGGAGUACACAGGGGAAUGGAUUCAAUCUAGAGCCUAGCAUGGCAGAAGCUGGUGUACAUGAGUCAAAAAUGGAAGUGGUGGAGGAUAAUGCAGGGGCCGAACUGAAUGCCAAUUUGGUCACACAGAAUUUGGCUCAGAACUUGAAGGGUAAAGGUAAGAGUGUGGUUGUUUCACCUGACCGUGUGACUACUGCUCCUUGGACAGAAACAGAACCAAGAGGUGCCCCUUCUUCUGGGGGUAGGGAUGAUGAUUUGGGGGAACCAAGUAUUCGGGGCUUUGAGCUGUUCGGUAGCUCUCCUAUUCGGAGAGUGGGGAAAGAAGAGCAUUCUGGUGCUAGCAAACAGAAAGACGAAAGGCUAGUUUUAGAGCCACUCGAUCUCUCUCUCAGCUUGCCUAAUGUAUUGUUACCAAUUGGUGCUCCCAAAGAUACUACGCAAGCCCCUGGCUCUCCAAGCCAGGCAAGAAGUUUUCAGUCUUUCAGCACAUUCCGAACAAACUCUGAUGGGUUUACUGCAUCAAUGUCUUGUUCAGGCUCGCAGUCAUUUUUUCACAACCCAAGCUGUUCGCUAACUCAUAAUUCAUUGGAUCUCGAUAAUUAUGAACAAUCUGUUCACAGUCGCCCCCUAUUUCAGGGGAUUGAUUGGCAGGCCCAGAGUCAAAAUGAUUCAAAGCACAAGGAGACUUCCUUAUACCAGAAAAUUUUGAUGAAUGGAAAUGGAUCGCUACAUCAGAGUGUGCCGAAUGAUCAAGCAGUGAAUGAAAGCUUCAAAACAUCAAAUGAAAAUGGUCUUGGACCACAGAUGAGUCUGCAUAAACAGUUAUCUGGGGUCUCGGCUAGAAACAUUGAUGACACUAGAUGCCAUUCCCAGACCCUUGGUUGUCAAGAUAUGGUCCCUACCUAUAGCCAUGACAAGAAGCAGGCAGCGAGGGAGAAGCAUUCCAGUAGCCUGUACAGGAGUAAUAGUCAGCAAGAAGAGCGGUUUCUGAUAGGUGGUGCUGAUUUUGUGGAGACUGUCAUCAGCAGGAUAGUGUCUGAUCCCAUCCAUGUUAUGGCUAGAAAGUUCCAUGAAAUGACAGCACAGUCUGCAUCAUGUUUGAAGGAGAGCAUCUGUGAGAUCAUGCUUAAUGCUGAAAGGCAGGGUCAGUUAUGUGCAUUUCAGACCGCUCUCCACAACAGGUCAGACUUGACACUGGAUACCCUAUUAAAGUCCCAUAAGGCACAGCUGGAGAUCCUGGUUGCUUUGAGAACUGGACUGGUGGAAUAUCUUAAAGUGGACAAUGGUAUUGUUUCAUCCUCUGACUUGGCCGAGGUUUUCUUUAACCUAAGAUGCCGAAAUCUCACUUGUAGGAGUUCUUUGCCUGUAGACGAGUGUGACUGCAAAGUUUGUUCAAAGAAGAAUGGGUUUUGCAGCACGUGCAUGUGUCUGGUAUGCUCAAAGUUUGACAUGGCAUCCAAUACUUGUAGCUGGGUGGGUUGUGACGUUUGUCUUCAUUGGUGUCAUACUGACUGUGCAUUGCGGGAGUCUUGCAUUAGAAAUGGAAGGAGCCCAACAAUUGGGGAAGCUCAGGGGGAUACUACUGAGAUGCAGUUCCACUGUGUUGCUUGUGAUCAUCCCUCCGAGAUGUUUGGUUUUGUGAAGGAGGUUUUUCAGAACUUUGCCAAAGAAUGGACAGCAGAAACAUUGUGCAAGGAACUCGAGUAUGUGAAAAGAAUUUUUCGUCGUAGCAAGGAUGUGAGAGGGAGACAGUUGCAUGAGAUUGCUGAUCAGAUGCUGGGAAAAAUGGCAAACAAAUCUAACCUUAGACAAGUUUAUAACUACAUCUUAGCCUUCCUAACUGAUGGUGAUUCUUCCAAGUUUGCAAGUGCUGCUGUUUAUACAACGACUAGUAAGGAACGAGGAAACGGUAGUAUUAGCGCUGGGCCUAAUCAGGAUGGCCAUUGGCGAAAGUCUACUACUUUGGAGAAAGGUCCUAAACUGGAGAGAUCCUCUAGUCUUCUGCUUCCUACUACCUUCCCUAGUGAUUUGAAUGAUAAACGCCCACUUGAGUCUUCUGAGUUGCGUAGUAGUAGCCUGAAGGAGCCAGUUUUUGAUGAGCUGGAAGGCAUAGUGAGAAUCAAACUAGCAGAAGCACAAAUGUUCCAAGCAAGAGCAGACGAUGCAAGAAGAGAAGCUGAGGGCUUGAAACGGAUCGCUACUGCAAAGAAGGAAAAGAUUGAAGAGGAGUACGCAAGUAGGAUUGCCAAACUGCGGGUAAUCGAGACUGAAGAAUUGCGGAAGCAGAAGGUCGAUGAAUGGGAGGCCCUAGAAAGAGCUCACAGGGAGUAUUUUGGCAUGAAGGUGAGGAUGGAAGCGGAUAUCAAGGACCUUUUGUUGAAAAUGGAAGCUACCAAACGGAACCUCGCCAUGUGAUGUGAUGAAGGAAGCAGCAGAGUGUUUGCAGCCAAGUUUUGCAGUAUCAAUAAUCACAGGUAAAGUGAAGCAAGGCAAGCACUGUUUAGAGAUGGAUGAGCAUGGCUCUGUCGGAAUUGUGUUGCAUGUUGACACACCAAGUGGACUGCAGUAGCUAGCUUUAAUUUGAAGAUGUAGCAGGUAUAUUAUUUUUCUUUGACAAUUUUCUAGUCUUCUUGUUGUUCCUACCCCACUCCCUCCUAACUGUAACCUGUACAGAAUCUGCAAUUUAUCUCUGCUCUGCUAUGCAGAAUAGCAUUGAAUGAAUCGGAUGAAAGCAGCUCGUUCAAAAGGGGAACAAGUGAAACAUAGAAGCAACCUUUUCCUGUUCUUUUGUUUCCAUUUUACGUCAAGUUCAAUGUGAUCUCUCAAUAGGGUACUUCACAUCUCAGCGCUUCCAAAAACCUCAUUGUUUGCUUUUCCCAUUGCUGUGAGGAGGGAAGGAGGCUGUUGUCGUUCAUGAAAUGGUUCUCUUCAGGCACUGACUCUGCUUUUCACUUCAUUAGUCUCCAUUGAAACCACAUCUGUUUCAGGUUUGAACAGUUUUCUUCAUUUCCGCACUUGAACAGGGAAAAGACCAAAUCCCUG